UUCAUUAUCCAAAAACACAAAGUUGGGCCUUGAAAGUUUUGGUUUAAAACAUUCUCCAUGGCUGAGUUCACUCCAAACUUUCAAAGCUUAAAUCAAUCAUCUUUUCCUCUAAUGGAUAAUCCCAACCAAAAUCCAACUCUACUUCAUAACCCAAAAGUUAAUAUUCUUGACAACAACAUUCCUGUUUUGUUCAAUGACAGUUUCUUUAGCAACCAAACUGUUGCUCAUCCUCCUCCUAGAUUCCUGGAAAAUUGGGCAGAAAAUUUCCAAGGAUUUUUCUGUCAAGCCAAUCAAAUCACUCCUAGUUCACCUGUUUUUGAGCCUACCCAUCCACUUGGAAAUGAUCUCCAUGGAAGCAAGAAAAGAAAGCUUGAAACUGAUGCAUAUGAAAGCAGCUCUGGCAACUCAACCCCUCAAAUUUCUGAAAAUGGGAUCAAGACAAAAAAUAAUGCUGGAAAAGGAAAGCGGUCCAAAAAGGGUGACGAAAACGACGGCGAGAAUCCGAGGGAAGUGGUUCAUGUUAGAGCCAGAAGAGGUCAAGCAACAGAUAGUCACAGUGUAGCAGAAAGGAUAAGAAGAGGAAAAAUCAAUGAAAGAUUGAGAUGUUUGCAAGACAUUGUCCCAGGUUGUUACAAGACAAUGGGAAUGGCAGUAAUGUUGGAUGAGAUAAUCAAUUAUGUACAAUCUUUGCAGAAUCAAGUUGAGUUUCUUUCUAUGAAACUCACAGCUGCAAGCUCCUAUCAUGACUUCAACUCAGACUCAGAUGCUGAAGACAAAUUGAAGGCAAAGGAAAUAAGAGAAGGAAAUGGAGGAUUACUGGUUGCAUCAGCUCAACUUGGUCCUUUUGACUUGAGCUUUGGUUCUUAUUCAACAUUGCCAUUCAACACCAUAUGAUCAACCAACCUUAGCUUAGAGCUCCUAUAUUAAUUAUUAUUCUUCAUUUUUCCAUGACCAAUAUUUGUUCCCACUUUAAUUUAUAAGCCAUACUUAAAAUUGAUUUAUCCUUGUAAUCAACCUCUCAUACAUAUGAGAAUUUAUUUUAUGGAUAUAUAAAUGUAAUGGGUAGUUUUUUAAUAUAAUUUUAUAAACAUUGCCUU
Messenger RNA from Benincasa hispida (wax gourd), 1097 nucleotides. Its product is annotated as transcription factor BEE 3-like. Gene Ontology annotation, cellular component: nucleus. Gene Ontology annotation, biological process: regulation of DNA-templated transcription. The record is from RefSeq and is a predicted model, not a curated record. Lineage: Eukaryota; Viridiplantae; Streptophyta; Magnoliopsida; Cucurbitales; Cucurbitaceae. Gene Ontology annotation, molecular function: protein dimerization activity; DNA-binding transcription factor activity.